Monopterus albus (swamp eel) is the source of this 1703-nucleotide messenger RNA. Its product is annotated as acetylcholinesterase collagenic tail peptide-like. The record is from RefSeq and is a predicted model, not a curated record. The coding region runs from base 105 to 1028 and encodes 307 amino acids. The transcript has 15 exons. Gene Ontology annotation, cellular component: extracellular matrix. NCBI's taxonomy places the organism in Eukaryota, Metazoa, Chordata, Actinopteri, Synbranchiformes, Synbranchidae.
CAGAAAGAGGAGCAGCUCCAACAGACAUCGCUGCAGGACGGACGAGAACCUCCACACAGCGCUGUGAAGAGAAAACGCACUGAGUUGUUGCAGGCAGAGAGGAGAUGCUGACUCUGCUGGUUCUGGGAUGGACGGCCUUGCUCAGCUGCCUGCAGCCAGCUACUUUCGCAGCCAAAUUUCCAUUGAGCAGAAGCAGCAAGUGGUCAGCUGAGAAAUGUGAACCUUUCUUCUUUUCUCCUCUUCCACCUCCGUUAUUUCCCCCAGUCAAACGGAAAGCAGAGCUGAUGGUUGAUAUAACGGAACACCUCACUGGACUGAAAGGGGAAAAGGGCUGCAGAGGACGCAGAGGUCCUGAGGGACAGCCUGGUGCGAUGGGUGCUGAGGGAGAACCAGGACCACAAGGAGCCAUGGGACAGCCAGGUCCAAAGGGAGAGAAGGGGGACAGAGGCUGGAGGGGCCUGUACGGGGACAUUGGAACUCCUGGGAUGAUAAAGGGAAGUCGGGGGCAUAAAGGAUCCAGGGGCGAUAAAGGUGUAAAAGGAAACGGAGGAGCCAGUGGAGAGAAAGGCGAACGUGGCAUCCCUGGAGCGCCAGGAGAGAAGGGCGAUCCAGGUCAAUGGGGUGUUCUGGGGCAGGUGGGUCAGCGAGGAGCCAGAGGAGAGCCUGGAGGUAGAGGCCCCAUGGGGUUGAAGGGAUCUCGUGGGCCUCUGGGGAAGCUGGGUCACCCUGGUCCAGCAGGACUGCCUGGUCUAACUGGAGAACCUGGGCUGCCUGGACAAAUGUACAUGGUACGAGGCCUGCAGGGAGACCCGGGAGACCGAGGCGCUUCAGCCAAAUGCAGCUGUGCACAGGUUCCAGAUCCAGAACAGAUGUUGGACAGAGUUCCUACGAUCUUCAUUGCAGACGGAGAGAAGCAGAUGCGGAGGCUGCGGGGGGAGAACGUGAUGGUGCUGAGGACAGACAGAAACGCUCUGUACAUCUACACUGACUCCCAGUGGAUCAACGUACUGGAGGCCCCAAGACACUGACCACACUCCAUUCAACUCAUACUGGAUACAGGAGCCCCCUAUGUGCAACUAAACAAAUAAUGCCAAAUUGAAGUGAGUCUUAACUUCAGCAUCUCUGCUCAUAUGAUUUACACAGGCAUGUUCCACACACAGCAUUUGCUUUUAGUAGCAGUUUUUUUCUGUGUAAGGUUUUCCUCUCAGUAGUUUUAUAUUGUGAAUCUACAGCACCCAGUAUUCUACUGGUGCUACAGUGAUCAGUAACAGAUUACCGUCUCCUGCCUUGGUGUCAUACUGGGGUUUCAGUCAUUUCAUCUUUAUCUUUAGUGCUAAAUUAGUUUGUAGGUUUUAAUCUCUAGCUUAUCCUAAUCUUUUCUUUUCAUUCAGGUUUACUUACGUGGGUUGAUAAUUGCAGCAGUUUAACAUAGACCGAGGUCUGUCUCCAGUUUUCUCAUCGCUUUGUUUUGAACAUGACUUCCUGACAGGCUGUAGAUCCACUUGUUUUGCAGAUCACUAGGUAGCCACAGAGAUGAGGUUCUCCAGGUCUCCACACAAAUUUAGAUUUGCCAUGAAAGGUAUGAAGUUUUGGACAGAUUUAAAUUUUGUACACCAGGGGUUUCUCCAGUGACUACACUAAGUAUGAAGCGCAUUCAACUGACUGUGUAGACUGUACCUUGUUAUGCUGCUGUAAUUCUGUAC